Messenger RNA from Didymella exigua CBS 183.55, 1453 nucleotides. RefSeq lists its product as uncharacterized. The transcript is spliced from 3 exons. The coding region runs from base 295 to 1014 and encodes 239 amino acids. Gene Ontology annotation, cellular component: prospore membrane; lipid droplet; ascospore wall. NCBI's taxonomy places the organism in Eukaryota, Fungi, Ascomycota, Dothideomycetes, Pleosporales, Didymellaceae. The record is from RefSeq and is a predicted model, not a curated record.
CACUUUCGAAGGUCAUUUCGAAUAUUAUGUAGACCCUGCAUGUGCUCUGUCACCUGCGGCUGGGACCGAAUUUGUCGAUCAAUCGAUAGGCUGGCGACGCGCUAGGUACUGGUAGGUACUGCGUCAUCUUGAACACUACUUCACCACAUCACCAACAUGCCUGAACAACAGCGGCAGUUUGCCCUGCGUAACGUCCCUAGGGUCAUGAUAAGACCAGCAUGGCACAAUACAGUCGCAGUGUCCUAUCUGCCAAAGGGAGUCUUCUUCUUCAUUGCAACACCGUUCCUCUACCCCAUGCUCAAGACUCGGCUAUUGCCUGCCUUCCUCCUUAGCAGCUUCGUCCUUCUAAAUCUGUUCUUCUGGACCUACCUACCGCAGGUCGCGUUCCUCUCGAUAUUCCACAAGGGUGGCAGUGCUUGGGUGAACGGCACAUUCUUGGUGCUAGGCGAAGGAGCUGCUGCGGUGGCUAUUUUAUUCGAGGCCUUCUUGGUGGAUGAGACCCAGGUGGACAUAUUUGAUGCUGUCAUGAUCUACAAGGGUUACGAGGACCUUGUUCGGCAGCACCGUCCUCUGUCCGAGGAGAGUUUGGACAACCCCCUACGCCGUCUCGGAAAGCCUACGAAAUCCUCCGUAUAUGCGCCAUUCUCCUUCCGCCAAAUCGCCGAGUUCAUCCUCCUACUGCCGCUCAACCUCGUGCCAUACGUGGGAGUGCCAUUGUUCCUCUUGCUCACUGGGUACCGUGCAGGUCCCUUCCAGCACUGGAGGUACUUUCAGCUUUUGGGCUUCGACCGUAAACAGAGAGACCAGUUUGUUGGCAAGCGCAGAUGGCAAUACACAUGGUACGGUACUAUCUACUUGUUCUUACAGCUAGUUCCGCCCUUCAGCAUGUUCUUCCUGUUAACAGCCGCCGUAAGCUCUGCGCUGUGGGCGGCUGAUCUGGAGACAGCACAGCGCGAGCAGGAGGGAAGAAUAAUCGCUCCUCAGUACACGGAUGACCCGGUUGCGGCGGUAUAAGAGAGGGGAAAGGCGAAAGUACGACUUAUACACAUCGUUGGGUCGUUGCUGUCCUUGUACUUCGUAUUCUGCUAAAUACAGGACGUCCACUCAAGACCAGAUGCUCGUCUCAAUGUAGACCUCCCAAGCGAUGGAGCGCCUUGCAACAGCCGAGCUUGCGCCAGCGCGGCCCGGCUAUAGUGGCUUCGAACCAGCCAAGGAGCGAGAAGUGAUGACGCACAUGGCCUUACAAGUCACCUCCAGAAGUGUGCGAAUGGAACUUGCUGGCAGCUUGAGCAUGUAGCGCAGCGUAAAGGCGGAACUUGCACUGGCAAUUCGAUCACCUCGAGAGCGUGGCUCGGUGGUCAGCUUUGAUCGACACAGCGACUGGUAGCUAGUAGAGCAACAGCUUUCAACAUUGACCGUGAAUUGUUAGCAAUGGAACAUCUUUCGACAUGAA